UAGCCUGAAACUAGUGUUGAACAGUGUCCCACUAUACAGAAAUUAAAGACAACUGUAGUACUGUAUAUACAUGCAUGUGCGAGCAUGAAUACUAUGCAUAAUUUUCCAAAAAAGAAUUAUAUUAUAUACACGGCUAAUUGUGCAUAACUGCACACAUGUAGAAAGAUAUUUCCAAUAAAUAAAUAAAUUUAAUAUCUUGGCUAUAUUCAUCCGUUUCUUUUCAAGUUCUUUUACCGAGAGAUCUUUAAAUUUAUUUUCUGAAAUCAUCUUUUUUCCAUAUACUCUCACUAGGUCUAGUUGUUGUACACAUAUACAAUUCGAAUUUCCCUUAAUUAGCAACAUGGAAUGAUAACAAUCCUUUUUUGAGGUUAAUUAAGCACAUAUCCCUGCUUCUACUGCUUUUGCUUUCUUAUUGCAUAAACCCUUGCCCGCGCUCCAAAGAAGAACUUAAUGGGGGAAAUAGUACUAGAAUGGAUUCUAACCUAGCUGGUUAGUGUCCCGGGGAAUAGCAUGCUCAACAUUGUGACAGUUCGGUGUGGACACUGCACAAAUCUAUUGUCGAUGAACUUGAGAGGACUGAUGCACUCACCCCCAGUGCAAGAUCAUCUCCAGGAGAACAUCAACAAGGUCCAUAGCAUCAAUGGCGCCUUGCGUGAUCAAUGCGGCCAUUUGGAGUUCGGUUCUUCGUCCUCAAAGUUCCGGCUGCCUAUGAUGUACUCGGCACAAAAUGAUCACCAGGAACAAGUGCUAAAUGAUCGUCCUCCGGAGAAGAGGCAACGGGUUCCUUCGGCGUAUAACAGAUUCAUCAAGGAAGAGAUACAAAGGAUCAAAUCAAACAACCCCGACAUUAGCCACAGGGAAGCUUUCAGCACAGCAGCCAAGAACUGGGCGCAUUAUCCAAAUAUCCAUUUCGGGCUAAGCCCUGGCCGAGAGGGUGGCAAGAAGCUUAUCGAUGAGACUGUCACAGCCGCGGCGGCUCCUAAGAAGAUACAAGUUUCUACUGAUAGAUGUGCGAGCUCAACCAGCACGAAUGCAAGAAUUAUUAUCACAAAAUAUAAUGUGAAUAAAGAAUAAUUAAGCAAAAAGGAAAAUUAAGUUACUAUUUUACCUUAUUCAUGGGUGAAAAGCUUGUGGAGAUGUAUGUACAUAGAGCGAGCGAUAAAUGGGAAGUGAAACAUACAAUCACAUGGAUUGCUACUAGACACUGGGUUGAAGGAAACAGCUUAAUAAAUAAUCAUUUGACCACAUUGUUGUGGUGUGAA
This is a messenger RNA of Phragmites australis (common reed), 1262 nucleotides long. Its product is annotated as protein YABBY 6-like. Lineage: Eukaryota; Viridiplantae; Streptophyta; Magnoliopsida; Poales; Poaceae. Gene Ontology annotation, cellular component: nucleus. The coding region runs from base 511 to 1074 and encodes 187 amino acids. Gene Ontology annotation, biological process: cell fate commitment; multicellular organism development. The transcript has 6 exons. The record is from RefSeq and is a predicted model, not a curated record.